Salvelinus fontinalis (brook trout) is the source of this 7953-nucleotide messenger RNA. Its product is annotated as ribonucleases P/MRP protein subunit POP1-like. The transcript has 15 exons. The record is from RefSeq and is a predicted model, not a curated record. The coding region runs from base 101 to 3199 and encodes 1032 amino acids. Lineage: Eukaryota; Metazoa; Chordata; Actinopteri; Salmoniformes; Salmonidae. Gene Ontology annotation, cellular component: nucleolar ribonuclease P complex; ribonuclease MRP complex. Gene Ontology annotation, biological process: tRNA 5'-leader removal.
GUCAUAUUUAUGCGGAAGAGCUGUAGAUAUAAAUGUGAGCGUACAGCGUGGUUUUGAAAUAUAACUGUUUCUCCAUUCAGGAUUUGAAAAGCUAUCAAACAUGUCUACAGCCAAGCACAGGAUGCGCGAUAAGAAGAUGAGGAACCAGCCGAUCAACGUCACCUAUUCCUCCCAGGGCAGCUCCCACUGGAGGAACGGAGGGGACACCCCUACAGGUCGAGGCUAUGAUCUGUCUCCACAUCCAAGGGGCCAGGGGUCCUCUCACUCAGGCCAUGCCCAGAGAGGGGGCUGGGUCCGGGGCCACCAGAGAGAAGGACAUGGGGGCUACCCGCAGGCUCUGCCCACACACAUUACUGCCUCGGCGUUUGCCAAGGCCCGGGCAGCAGAGGUGAACGCCAUGUUGACGGCCGUCACCAAGACAACAGGCAGCUCCCAUGUGUUUGGAGCGCUUCCUAAACACAUGAGGAGGAGGGCCAUGAGUCAUAACACCAAGAGACUGCCCUGCAGGCUGAGAGACACGGCCAACAACAUGUUGGAGAAGAGUCAGAAGGCUGGCCAGAAGGUGAAGAAGGAACAGUCCAAGAGCAAGAGCCGUAAAGCCCGGCGUCGCCACGGCAACAUGCUUCUGGAGUUCAACCGUCGCCAGCGGAAGAACCUGUGGCUGGAGACGCACAUCUGGCACGCCAAGCGCUUCCACAUGGUCAGGAGAUGGGGCUACUGUCUGGGAGACAGGCCAACCUACAAGUGUUACAGAGCCUGCUACAGAGCCAUGAGUUCCCACUGUCUAAUACAGGAUAUGUCGUACUACUGCUGUGUGGAGUUACAGGGACCAGAGGAACAGCUGUUAGCUACCCUGUCUAAGCUGACCAGUAAGGAAGCUGGGCCUACGUUUGCAGCAGCCAUGUGUGUGUCAGGCAGGAGACAGGGCAGUGUGGUGGUGUACAGAGCAGGACUGUACCCUCUCCAGCCCCUGGGGCCUGUCACAUUCCUCUGGAGGCCCAGAACACAGGGCCGGGGGGGCCAGGAGGACCAGGGCCGGGGGGGCCAGGAGGACCAGGGCCGGGGGGGCCAGGAGGACCGGGGGGACCAGGGGGGCCAGGGAUCAACACACAGACAGCUGUGGAUCUGGGCCCACCCCACCAUGAAAACGGACCUCCUCCCAGAGCUGCAGGCUGUCUGUCAGUGUUCUGAGGCUGUACUUCCACCUGCUCCAGUGGAGCUCCCUGUCCCACAGCCAGCCCCUACCCCCACCUUGGCCCCUGGUCCUGGGGCUUGUCCUGAGGCGGUGCAGGCCUCUGCUUCUGGUUCUAAGAGGAAGUGGUCCUCCAGGGAGCCUGAGGCUGCAGGACCACCAGCCAAGAAGCUCGUGGGAUACAGUACCAUUUCUGCUACCACACCCGUCACCUGGAGGUCCAGUACCACUGGUAUAGUCAUCAGUGACCUCACCAUGGAGAUGGUGCGCUAUCGUCUGAUUGGACCUCUAUCACAUUCCGUUCUGACUGAAACCCUGGACCCUGCCACACACUGUGAUGCUACAGGUAAAUCCAGACCAUCUCCCUUCUGGUGGCCAGAUCACUGCAGAGACGACUGUAACAUGUCUCUUCAUCAACAACAAGCUGGUGUCUUCAACAUGCUCAAAGGUGUGUACUCCACAGCGGAGGUCCCCGCCGGCUCAGUUCUGGGUCUGACGGUGGAUGACCCCAGAUUGACCUUACCAAACAAGAGAGGCAAGGCCGUGUCCGACUUCAGGAAGGCACAAGGAGUGAACGAGAAGAGGAGGAGGGAACUGAUGUUAAAGGGGAUCCCUGAACCCCUCAGCCAGAGUUCCCUGUGGGACCGGUCUGUCCGCGACAACGUCACACACAACAAGAUGACAGACCAGGAAGUAAACAGACUGCGUAAUGAUGUUCUGGUCCCAGGCUCCAGACUACCCACCCCCCUGCAGGGCAGAGUACCCGUCCUACUGGUGCAGCAGUCUGGGAAGAGCCAGGGCACAGAGAUGGGGUCCUGGGGGACGGGCUGGGACCUGCUGCUACCCAAGGCCUGGGGCAUGGCCUUCUGGGUCCCUCUGGUUUAUAGAGGAGUACGUAUCGGAGGGCUGAGGAUGAGUCUGAAACACGCACAGAAUAAAGGAGAGCCUCACUUUCCCCACGACUACCCAGACUGCCCUGCAGGAGCACGCUUCCAGGAAGAGCAGGAGGCUGAGCUGCUGGCCAAGUUCAGGAGGCGCCCACCAGCCAAACGGACCAAUUACAUCAAACAUGGCUGCCUGGCUCCGUUCCGUUGUCCCUGGCAACAGCUGGUGGAGGAGUGGCAGCUGAUUGUGAAGGAGGGAGGAGGAGAGGAGGGUGUCGCAACAAUGGAACAGGAAGUGACAACACCCCAGAGGAACUUCACAGUCUUGAGGAACAGGAAGUCUCUAAGGCAACUGUCCGCUUGGUGUCGCCCCACAUCCUCUAAAUGUCAGAGGGCACGUAACCUGGGAUCAACACCUCCACUCAACCGUAACGUCGCAGCGGCUCUCCUCUCGGCACACGGCGGCAGCAGCCUGGUGUGGACCCGUCUCUCCCUCGUCACCAAGGGCCAACCGGAGCAGCACGCCCUGGUGUGUGUCCCCACCGCAGAGGACCUCCAGCUGGUACGUAAGGAGCCGGGCUGCACCGGCCCCCAGGAGCCUCUCCACACUGACCACUUCAAGAGCCGCGUCAAACGGCCACGCAAGAAGGACCACAACAAACCUGGAACCUCUUCCUCGGCCAAGCCUGAAAACAAGCAGUCUGACCCUGCCUCUACCUCAGUCCCUAGUGUCAAGCCUGGUGCUGAUCCUAGCUCCUCAUCCAGUCUCACCAACCCCUCUUCCUCCUCUACCUCAGUCCCUAGUGUCAAGCCUGGUGCUGAUCCUAGCUCCUCGUCUAGCCUCACCAACCCCUCUUCCUCCUGUACCUCAGGCCUGACUCUGGGUCUCUGGCCGGAGCCCCUGCCCAGCGUCACCUCCCACUGCUCCAGGGUGACUCUGGGCUGGGUGACCCAGGGGGACUUCUCCCUGUCGGCUGGCUGUGGAGAGGCUCUCGGGCUCCUCAGCGUUACCGGUCUCCUACACACCCUACUCCGACAGCCUGACAGCCAGAGAGGACUGGUGCUGCUACGGAACCCCGGGUCACUGCAGUACCGCUUCGCUAAGAUCAACAUAGAGGUCUGAGGAGUACUGCAGGGUUCAAUCCCCACAUCGCAACAGGACCGCUUCGCUAAGAUCAACAUAGAGGUCUGAGGAGUACUGCGGGUUCAAGACCACUUCGCUUAGACCCAGCUAUGUAAAGCCACAGACUGUGUUCUGAGAAAAACACUGUGCCUUGUCCCUUCACCUCACCAGACAAGAACUGCAUGGCAUGCACACACACACACACACACACACACACACACACACACACACACACACACACACACACACACACACAUAUAUGGAAUGCCACAUUGUUUAAGUGGAAGAACUUUUGCUUGAUAAUAAUUCCCUAUAAAGGUUUUCUGGGAGUUUUUCAUUUGAGUUGAAAUCACAGUUAUUUUUCAGUUCAAUAUUGUUUUCACCGAAGGGACUGCCUUCAGAUUGUCACUGGGUUUGUACUGGCUCUGUGGAGAAGACAUCAGUCAUUCUGUACUGGCUCUGUGGAGAAGACAUCAGUCAUUCUGUACUGGCUCUGUGGAGAAGACAUCAGUCAUUCUGUACUGGCUCUGUAGAGAAGACAUCAGUCAUUCUGUACUGGCUCUGUAGAGAAGACAUCAGUCAUUCUGUACUGGCUCUGUAGAGAAGACAUCAGUCAUUCUGUACUGGCUCUGUAGAGAAGACAUCAGUCAUUCUGUACUGGCUCUGUGGAGAAGACAUCAGUCAUUCUGUACUGGCUCUGUGGAGAAGACAUCAGUCAUUCUGUACUGGCUCUGUAGAGAAGACAUCAGUCAUUCUGUACUGGCUCUGUAGAGAAGACAUCAGUCAUUCUGUACUGGCUCUGUAGAGAAGACAUCAGUCAUUCUGUACUGGCUCUGUAGAGAAGACAUCAGUCAUUCUGUACUGGCUCUGUAGAGAAGACAUCAGUCAUUCUGUACUGGCUCUGUGGAGAAGACAUCAGUCAUUCUGUACUGGCUCUGUAGAGAAGACAUCAGUCAUUCUGUACUGGCUCUGUAGAGAAGACAUCAGUCAUUCUGUACUGGCUCUGUAGAGAAGACAUCAGUCAUUCUGUACUGGCUCUGUAGAGAAGACAUCAGUCAUUCUGUACUGGCUCUGUAGAGAAGACAUCAGUCAUUCUGUACUGGCUCUGUGGAGAAGACAUCAGUCAUUCUGUACUGGCUCUGUAGAGAAGACAUCAGUCAUUCUGUACUGGCUCUGUAGAGAAGACAUCAGUCAUUCUGUACUGGCUCUGUAGAGAAGACAUCAGUCAUUCUGUACUGGCUCUGUAGAGAAGACAUCAGUCAUUCUGUACUGGCUCUGUAGAGAAGACAUCAGUCAUUCUGUACUGGCUCUGUAGAGAAGACAUCAGUCAUUCUGUACUGGCUCUGUAGAGAAGACAUCAGUCAUUCUGUACUGGCUCUGUAGAGAAGACAUCAGUCAUUCUGUACUGGCUCUGUAGAGAAGACAUCAGUCAUUCUGUACUGGCUCUGUGGAGAAGACAUCAGUCAUUCUGUACUGGCUCUGUGGAGAAGACAUCAGUCAUUCUGUACUGGCUCUGUGGAGAAGACAUCAGUCAUUCUGUACUGGCUCUGUAGAGAAGACAUCAGUCAUUCUGUACUGGCUCUGUGGAGAAGACAUCAGUCAUUCUGUACUGGCUCUGUAGAGAAGACAUCAGUCAUUCUGUACUGGCUCUGUGGAGAAGACAUCAGUCAUUCUGUACUGGCUCUGUAGAGAAGACAUCAGUCAUUCUGUACUGGCUCUGUAGAGAAGACAUCAGUCAUUCUGUACUGGCUCUGUAGAGAAGACAUCAGUCAUUCUGUACUGGCUCUGUAGAGAAGACAUCAGUCAUUCUGUACUGGCUCUGUAGAGAAGACAUCAGUCAUUCUGUACUGGCUCUGUAGAGAAGACAUCAGUCAUUCUGUACUGGCUCUGUAGAGAAGACAUCAGUCAUUCUGUACUGGCUCUGUAGAGAAGACAUCAGUCAUUCUGUACUGGCUCUGUAGAGAAGACAUCAGUCAUUCUGUACUGGCUCUGUAGAGAAGACAUCAGUCAUUCUGUACUGGCUCUGUAGAGAAGACAUCAGUCAUUCUGUACUGGCUCUGUGGAGAAGACAUCAGUCAUUCUGUACUGGCUCUGUGGAGAAGACAUCAGUCAUUCUGUACUGGCUCUGUGGAGAAGACAUCAGUCAUUCUGUACUGGCUCUGUAGAGAAGACAUCAGUCAUUCUGUACUGGCUCUGUGGAGAAGACAUCAGUCAUUCUGUACUGGCUCUGUGGAGAAGACAUCAGUCAUUCUGUACUGGCUCUGUGGAGAAGACAUCAGUCAUUCUGUACUGGCUCUGUGGAGAAGACAUCAGUCAUUCUGUACUGGCUCUGUAGAGAAGACAUCAGUCAUUCUGUACUGGCUCUGUAGAGAAGACAUCAGUCAUUCUGUACUGGCUCUGUAGAGAAGACAUCAGUCAUUCUGUACUGGCUCUGUGGAGAAGACAUCAGUCAUUCUGUACUGGCUCUGUAGAGAAGACAUCAGUCAUUCUGUACUGGCUCUGUAGAGAAGACAUCAGUCAUUCUGUACUGGCUCUGUAGAGAAGACAUCAGUCAUUCUGUACUGGCUCUGUAGAGAAGACAUCAGUCAUUCUGUACUGGCUCUGUAGAGAAGACAUCAGUCAUUCUGUACUGGCUCUGUGGAGAAGACAUCAGUCAUUCUGUACUGGCUCUGUAGAGAAGACAUCAGUCAUUCUGUACUGGCUCUGUAGAGAAGACAUCAGUCAUUCUGUACUGGCUCUGUGGAGAAGACAUCAGUCAUUCUGUACUGGCUCUGUAGAGAAGACAUCAGUCAUUCUGUACUGGCUCUAUAGAGAAGACAUCAGUCAUUCUGUACUGGCUCUGUAGAGAAGACAUCAGUCAUUCUGUACUGGCUCUGUAGAGAAGACAUCAGUCAUUCUGUACUGGCUCUGUGGAGAAGACAUCAGUCAUUCUGUACUGGCUCUGUGGAGAAGACAUCAGUCAUUCUGUACUGGCUCUGUGGAGAAGACAUCAGUCAUUCUGUACUGGCUCUGUGGAGAAGACAUCAGUCAUUCUGUACUGGCUCUGUAGAGAAGACAUCAGUCAUUCUGUACUGGCUCUGUAGAGAAGACAUCAGUCAUUCUGUACUGGCUCUGUAGAGAAGACAUCAGUCAUUCUGUACUGGCUCUGUGGAGAAGACAUCAGUCAUUCUGUACUGGCUCUGUAGAGAAGACAUCAGUCAUUCUGUACUGGCUCUGUAGAGAAGACAUCAGUCAUUCUGUACUGGCUCUGUAGAGAAGACAUCAGUCAUUCUGUACUGGCUCUGUGGAGAAGACAUCAGUCAUUCUGUACUGGCUCUGUAGAGAAGACAUCAGUCAUUCUGUACUGGCUCUGUAGAGAAGACAUCAGUCAUUCUGUACUGGCUCUGUAGAGAAGACAUCAGUCAUUCUGUACUGGCUCUGUAGAGAAGACAUCAGUCAUUCUGUACUGGCUCUGUGGAGAAGACAUCAGUCAUUCUGUACUGGCUCUGUAGAGAAGACAUCAGUCAUUCUGUACUGGCUCUGUAGAGAAGACAUCAGUCAUUCUGUACUGGCUCUGUAGAGAAGACAUCAGUCAUUCUGUACUGGCUCUGUAGAGAAGACAUCAGUCAUUCUGUACUGGCUCUGUAGAGAAGACAUCAGUCAUUCUGUACUGGCUCUGUGGAGAAGACAUCAGUCAUUCUGUACUGGCUCUGUAGAGAAGACAUCAGUCAUUCUGUACUGGCUCUGUAGAGAAGACAUCAGUCAUUCUGUACUGGCUCUGUGGAGAAGACAUCAGUCAUUCUGUACUGGCUCUGUAGAGAAGACAUCAGUCAUUCUGUACUGGCUCUGUAGAGAAGACAUCAGUCAUUCUGUACUGGCUCUGUAGAGAAGACAUCAGUCAUUCUGUACUGGCUCUGUGGAGAAGACAUCAGUCAUUCUGUACUGGCUCUGUAGAGAAGACAUCAGUCAUUCUGUACUGGCUCUGUAGAGAAGACAUCAGUCAUUCUGUACUGGCUCUGUAGAGAAGACAUCAGUCAUUCUGUACUGGCUCUGUAGAGAAGACAUCAGUCAUUCUGUACUGGCUCUGUAGAGAAGACAUCAGUCAUUCUGUACUGGCUCUGUGGAGAAGACAUCAGUCAUUCUGUACUGGCUCUGUAGAGAAGACAUCAGUCAUUCUGUACUGGCUCUGUGGAGAAGACAUCAGUCAUUCUGUACUGGCUCUGUGGAGAAGACAUCAGUCAUUCUGUACUGGCUCUGUAGAGAAGACAUCAGUCAUUCUGUACUGGCUCUAUAGAGAAGACAUCAGUCAUUCUGUACUGGCUCUGUAGAGAAGACAUCAGUCAUUCUGUACUGGCUCUGUAGAGAAGACAUCAGUCAUUCUGUACUGGCUCUGUGGAGAAGACAUCAGUCAUUCUGUACUGGCUCUGUGGAGAAGACAUCAGUCAUUCUGUACUGGCUCUGUGGAGAAGACAUCAGUCAUUCUGUACUGGCUCUGUGGAGAAGACAUCAGUCAUUCUGUACUGGCUCUGUAGAGAAGACAUCAGUCAUUCUGUACUGGCUCUGUGGAGAAGACAUCAGUCAUUCUGUACUGGCUCUGUAGAGAAGACAUCAGUCAUUCUGUACUGGCUCUGUGGAGAAGACAUCAGUCAUUCUGUACUGGCUCUGUGGAGAAGACAUCAGUCAUUCUUUGGUUUGCCUCGAUUCACAUUUUCGAUUUUUGUGUGGAUUUGAGAGCUCUAGUUGAAAUGGUUGACAAUAAAAUCCCUCUACUCCAA